GUCAGGUCAGGUCGGCUUCUCGGCGCAGGAUGAAAGCUUGACUCGGAACGAGACAAUUAAGAGCCCACAGCAGCUGGAUGUUAUUGAGGAGGAGGAGGAUGCCGAUGGGCAAGAUGGUGCGGAACUUGGCGCUCCUCCUCCUGCCCCCCAAAUUUGACCGUGACACCGUGACUUAGUCCAUAUUUGGCAGGAAGGCAAAAGCCCACAAAAUUCCAUUCAGCAAUCAGGGAAAGACCGGAAAGAGGCAAACUUUGGUGCUCAAGAGGGCUUACAACAGACCGCUGGGUCGUUUGUAGGUGAGGGGUUAUGUUGUUGUUUAAUAGACUUAUAAUAUAAUAAUUAAUAAUAAUGAUGAUGAUAAUAUGUGACCAUAAAAACUGAAGAAUUUUUAAUUUACCAAUUUUAGGAAAUAGGUGGGCCAAAGGAGGCUAUUUGGAUGUCAAGUAAAUUCAAAAUUAAUAUAAACAUUUUUGGUAUGAUUCUCCUGUUCUUUGAUUAGUGUUUUCAGAAUUUUGCCCGAACCAUGAAGCCAAACGUUUUUCACGAAUUUGUCGUUCCUAUGACAACCAUUGUAAUCAACAUUGUUGCUGUUUUUUUUCUUCUAAAAUACAAAAAGCAAGCAAUGUCGCCUGUGCAUGCUAUUUGGCACAUUAACUCGAGAACAGAAAGUUACUUUGCGACGUAAAAAAAAAAAGACGUGGUCGUGUUCAUCCGGGUUCUUUGUCGUUGCUACGACGACCAACUCAAACAGCACCCCGGACAGCGAUAAAGUUGCCACUGUCAUGUCGGCUAAUCCGGAGCCCGACCACGACGUUUCCAACGAAAUCCUGACCGUGUUUAGGGGAUCCUCCCCGGAGGACGUGACCCACGCCCGGAAGCUCUGGAGCUCCCUGUGCAUGCCGACGCCGCUCGAGUCUCGCCUGGUGGCGGCGGACAUCCCGCAAAGGUUGCCCGUGUCUCGGCCGGAGCGAAGCGGUCACCCGGAGCCACGCCGCGCAGAUCCGCCCAACCAGGACGCCGCGCAGCAACGGGAGGAUGAGCGGCAGCGCUACAUGGCCAUGGCGGCCCAGAGGAAGGAGACACUUGCUCUACUCCGGCGCCAGAGAGAGCAGAGGAUCCAGAAGGAGCUGCUCUCUGCGGCCUUUAAACCCAAAGCGCCCCGCGACAAGGCGCCCAAAGACAAGACGAACGAGUUGAACAUGGAAGAGGAGAUGGUUAGGGAACUGGAUUGAACCGCGUACCUUGAACGCACCAUAAAGUCGACAAGAAAAACACAGCAAUGAGAUACUGAACGCACCACCAACACAAUUUAAUUGGAAGAACUCGAGGCCCUGUGUGCACCAGAAUACAUACCUAGACGCCCUGAAUGCACCACUUAUCCCUAGUCCAUAAUACCUGGAGGUCUUUGACCCACCAUACAACAACCAAUGAGUUGAGUUGAAGUCUGAAUGAAAUGUUUAACACAAAAAAAAAAAAAC
This is a messenger RNA of Syngnathus acus (greater pipefish), 1478 nucleotides long. RefSeq names its product HOATZ cilia and flagella associated protein (gene hoatz). NCBI's taxonomy places the organism in Eukaryota, Metazoa, Chordata, Actinopteri, Syngnathiformes, Syngnathidae. The coding region runs from base 636 to 1232 and encodes 198 amino acids. The transcript has a single exon. Gene Ontology annotation, biological process: cilium assembly. The record is from RefSeq and is a predicted model, not a curated record.